This is a messenger RNA of Pelobates cultripes (western spadefoot toad), 962 nucleotides long. The record is from the annotation of a GenBank genome assembly. NCBI's taxonomy places the organism in Eukaryota, Metazoa, Chordata, Amphibia, Anura, Pelobatidae.
GAAUGGAAUUAGAAACUCGGCUGAUUUUCAAGGCAGUUGGAUUUUUCUCCUUAAUCACCAUUGGAGUUCCCAGUAAUGUAAUCAUUCUGACCAUCUUUGUCCACAUUAGAAGCACUGAGAAAAAGUUACUGCCUUCCAAUGCCAUCUUGUCCAUGCUUGCAUUGGUGAAUCUGUUAGUCAUCAUCUCAAAAGGUCUUCCGCAGGCCAUUCAUUCCAUAGGGAUACGAAACAUUUUCAACGAUAUUGAAUGCAAAAUAUUUUCUUUUAUGUAUAGAAUCUGUCGGGGUAUGACAAUUUGUGUCACAAGCUUGCUGAGCUGCAAUCAAUGUAUCAUACUAGCCCCACCAUCAAAAACAUGGCUUUCUUUCAAGCAAAAGAUCCCACGCAACUUACCAUGGAUAAUGCUAUUUCUGUGGUGUAUCAAUAUAGCAAUUUACCCAUCAUGCUUGUUACAUGUCCGUGCCAUAGGUAAUUACACCACUUCUAAGUAUACAUUGCAUUUAGAGUUCUGCAACCAUGAUUUUAUGACUUUUGAAUCCUAUGUUGCUAAUGGAAUUGCUAUAGCCCUUCGUGAUUUCUUUUUUGUAGGUUCCAUGACACUGGCCAGUUGCUACAUUGUAUUCACAUUACAUAGACAUGGAAAACAAGUCCAGGGUAUGCGCAGUUCUGACAAAAACCCAGGGAAGAGUGUUGAAUACAAGGCUUCCCAAGCCGUAGUGCUUCUGGUCACCAUUUAUGUGGCACUCUUUGGACUAGAUAGUUGUAUUUGGAUUUAUACCUUAACAGUCUCGAGAGUAUCUCCUGCUAUUUCGGAUGCCCGUGUUUUCUUUGGUACCCUGUAUGCUGCCCUCAGUCCCAUAGUAAUCAUGAAGACUAACAAAAGAAUCAAGACAGUGUUAGUGUGUGGAACCACAAAUAGGAUACAGGCUACAGAUUCAACCAUGACAGAUACUACAGAGUAA